UCGCGGUGUAUUCUGGGUAUUUAGGACGAUGAGGAAAGGAGAUUGAUUGACCACUUUGUUGAGCGGCUGGUUUAGCAGCUGUCCUCUUGAGUCCGUACAUGUGUUCUGGAAUAAACGUCAUGUAACAGCAGCAGGGUAGUUCACUCCAUUGUUUAAGACAGACACCGAAGAGAGCAAAGAUGGGUGGCGAAAACGUGAGUUUGGUCUUUAAACUGUACUGCCUGACUGUGAUGACACUGGUGGCUGCUACGUACACGGUGGCGUUACGGUACACACGGACCAUUUCAUCAGGAGACCUGUACUUUUCAACCACCGCAGUGUGCCUCGCAGAGGUCGUUAAACUGGUAAUAAGCCUGGGGAUGCUAGCAAAAGAAUCGGGUAGCGUGGUCAGGCUAAAGAACACGAUAGUGGAACACAUCUUCUCCAGUCCUAAAGAGCUGCUGAAGCUGAGCGUGCCCUCUGUAGUGUAUGCAGUACAAAACAACAUGGCCUUUGUGGCUCUGAGUAACCUUGAUGCUGCAGUUUAUCAGGUGACCUAUCAGCUGAAGAUCCCGUGCACGGCCCUGUGCACAGUGCUCAUGCUGCACCGCACUCUCAACCGUCUGCAGUGGUUCUCAGUCUUCAUGCUCUGUGGUGGAGUUGCACUCGUCCAGUGGAAGCCUGCAGAGGUCACUGAAGUCCAGGUUGAGCAGAAUCCUGUAGCCGGAUUCGUUGCCAUUGCUGUUGCUGUCCUCUGUUCGGGAUUUGCAGGCGUGUACUUCGAGAAGGUGUUGAAGAGCUCGGAUACAUCUCUGUGGGUGAGGAACAUCCAGAUGUACCUGUCUGGCAUUGUGGUCACUCUGCUUGGCGUUUACAUGAAUGAUGGGGACAAAAUCCAGGAGAAGGGCUUCUUCUAUGGUUAUACUCCAUGGGUGUGUUUCAUAGUGUUUCUGGCCAGUGUUGGUGGUCUUUACACGUCGGUGGUGGUGAAGUACACCGACAACAUCAUGAAGGGCUUCUCUGCAGCAGCAGCUAUUGUGCUUUCAACAGUCGCUUCCGUCGUAUUAUUUGGACUCCAGAUAACAAUCACAUUUGCUUCUGGUGCAAUCCUCGUCUGCGUUUCCAUUUAUCUGUACGGACUUCCAAAGCAAGACACAUCCAGACUGAGCCGGCAGGACAGAGACACAGAUGCAGAAUCCAGACAGAAGUUGAUCAACGUGUGAAUCAUAAACUCGUGGGAAAAACGAGUCGAGCAGUGGGAGCAGGUCUCGUGCUUUUGGAAAAGCUGCAGGACUCCAUGAACGGGAGCAGAAUACAGACAUGUUUUCCAGGGAAGCACUAAGUUGGGCCAACUUCCUGUUCGAUCCUUCCCCCGUCCUACUAGUGUAAGAUAAGACGAUGGGGAUGUGAAACAACACAGUAAAUUAUGAGGUAAUUUAAGGUAAUUUUGCAGGUCUUUCAGUGAAGGAAAAGUAUCUGAAGUUUUUACAAGUAUCCAUCCAACGUGUCUGGCAUGAACGCAACUUUAUUUUUACCACAUGCCGUUUUGUGAUUUCAGUGUUAUUUUACUAAAUCAAACAUGCCGGAUAGAAAACGCAUGUUUAACUUUGAUUUUACACUUAAGACUGUUUUAUUUAGAAAAUACAAGGCUGUGUAUAAAGUACUUAUGAGCUCCAAACAGUA
Messenger RNA from Nothobranchius furzeri (turquoise killifish), 1662 nucleotides. RefSeq names its product solute carrier family 35 member A1 (gene slc35a1). Gene Ontology annotation, biological process: pyrimidine nucleotide-sugar transmembrane transport. The record is from RefSeq and is a predicted model, not a curated record. Gene Ontology annotation, cellular component: Golgi membrane. Gene Ontology annotation, molecular function: pyrimidine nucleotide-sugar transmembrane transporter activity. NCBI's taxonomy places the organism in Eukaryota, Metazoa, Chordata, Actinopteri, Cyprinodontiformes, Nothobranchiidae.